Vombatus ursinus (common wombat) is the source of this 6053-nucleotide messenger RNA. It is a transcript of the gene KIF20B, whose product is annotated as kinesin family member 20B. The record is from RefSeq and is a predicted model, not a curated record. Gene Ontology annotation, cellular component: nucleus; spindle microtubule. Gene Ontology annotation, biological process: mitotic spindle assembly; microtubule-based movement. NCBI's taxonomy places the organism in Eukaryota, Metazoa, Chordata, Mammalia, Diprotodontia, Vombatidae. Gene Ontology annotation, molecular function: microtubule binding; plus-end-directed microtubule motor activity; ATP binding. The transcript has 34 exons. The coding region runs from base 133 to 5865 and encodes 1910 amino acids.
CCCCGCGGCUCACCAGCCGCCAUCAUUUGAAUUUGAAAACACGGAGCGCCCAUCUGGCAGGACCUUGCUGAUCCCGGGGAGCGUAGCAGGAGCGAGGCCUCGGCUUCCGCGGCGAAGGAAGGCCGAGGUAGAAUGGAAUCUAUUUCAGAUGGAGCAUUGGUUCAAAGACCAUCCUAUCUUGUUAGUGCUGAACCAGUUGAAAGGCCUACAGGAAUAGAUGUUGAUGACAUUAAGCUUGACCUGUCCCAUGAAUUUUCCUUGGUUGCAUCUAGCUCUGAGGAAAGUGCAUUACAGUCCAAGGACCAUGUACAAGUUUGCCUUAGGAUAAGGCCUUUCACACCAUCAGAAAAAGAAAAUGACUCCCAGGGCUGCGUAUAUGUUCAAGAUUCAAAUACUAUUCUACUAAAAGAUCCCCAGAGUCUAGCUGGUCGGUUGAGUGAAAAGUGCUGCGGGCAGAUGGCACAGAAAUUCAGUUUUUCCAAGGUAUUUGGUCCUGAAACUACACAGAAAGAGUUCUUUGAAGGGAGUAUUAUGCAACUAGUGAAAGACUUCUUGAGGGGAGAAAAUCGUCUGAUUUUUACUUACGGUGUAACCAACUCUGGCAAAACAUAUACAUUUCAAGGUACAGAAGAAAAUACUGGUAUUUUGCCUAGGACAAUGAACAUGUUGUUUCAUACUAUUCAAGAUAAACUGUAUCAAAAGAUGGACCUAAAACCACAUAGAUGUAGAGAUUACGUACGGUUAUCUUCUGAUCAAAUGAAAGAAGAAGUUGCUAUUAAAAAUGCCUUGCUUCGGCAAAUUAAAGAGGUUGCUAUUCAAAAUGGCAGUUGUGACACCUCGUAUGGAAGUUGGAACUCUGUGAACAUCUCAGAUUUUGAGGACUCCAAAGAUUUUGAACAACCUAGUUUGAAUGUGGAAAAUACAGUGAAAUUUUCAAUCUGGGUUUCUUUUUUUGAGAUUUACAAUGAAUUUAUUUAUGAUUUAUUUGUUCCCGUAUCAAGUGACAAGUUUCAAAAGAGAAAGAUGCUGCGUCUUUCUCAAGAUAUCAAAGGCUGCUCGUUUAUAAAAGAUCUCCAAUGGAUUCAAGUUUCUGAUUCCAAGGAGGCAUACAGACUUCUCAAACUAGGCCUGAAGCACCAGAGCUUUGCUUCUACAAAACUCAACAGUGCAUCUAGCAGAAGUCACAGCAUAUUCACCAUCAGAACAUUACAGAUAGAGGAUUCUGAAGUGCCCCGGGUAACAGGAGUCAGUGAACUAUCACUGUGUGAUCUGGCUGGUUCAGAGCGAAGUAUGAAGACUCAAAAUGAAGGUGAAAGAUUAAGAGAGACUGGAAACAUUAACACUUCUUUGCUUACUCUGGGAAAAUGUAUUAAUGCUCUAAGGAACAGCCAGAAGUCAAAGUUGCAACAGCAUGUGCCCUUCCGAGAAAGUAAACUUACCCAUUAUUUUCAAAGCUUUUUUAAUGGCAAAGGGAAAAUAUACAUGAUAGUCAACAUUAGCCAGUGUUGUUCUGCCUAUGAUGAAACAUUCAACGUGUUGAAGUUCUCAGCUGUUGCACAAAAAGUUUUCGUUCCAGACGCUUUAAAUUUUUCUCAAGAGAAACCAUUUGGCCAGACUAAAUCUUCCAGAGAUACAUCAUUCAUUGCUAAUAAUGCAGACACUAAAAUGUUAGAAAUGAAGAGAACCACCAUUGAAUGGGAGAGGAGUCUGGAAGAUUUGAUAGAAGAUGAAGAUUUGGUAGAGAAUCCUGAUGAAGCUCAAGAUGACCAGAUGGUAGAACUAGACGUGACAUCGGAAGAAGAAAAAGCUGUCAGCAAAGAGGAGUAUGCAAAACUACUGUCCCUGAUAGAAGACUUGAAGAACAAACUGAUAAAUGAAAAGAAGGAAAAGUUAACUUUGGAAUUAAAAAUUCGUGAUGAAGUUACCCAAGAAUUUACUCAAUAUUUGUCUCAACGGGAAGCUGAUUUUAAGGAAUCCCUUCUUCAGGAACGUGAAAUGUUAGAAGAAAAUUCUGAACAUCGGAUGGCAAUUUUUAAGGAUUUGGUGGCUGACUUUGAAACUUCACGUGAGGAGCCAAUGGAUGAAACUUGUACCUUGAAAGUUGAAUCCAAGGAAUCAGAUAAUCUUGUAGGAAUUGAAGACGUUGUUGAUUCCCUUCAAGAUGAUGUCACUGAUAUUAAGAAACAGGCUGAAAUUGCUCACUUAUUCAUUGCAUCUCUUGCUGACCCCCAGGAAGCUAUUGCUUGUUUAGAGCUAAAGUAUAAUCAAGUAACAGCUGAAUUAGCUAAAAUCCAAGAAGAAUAUGCUAAAGUCCAGCAAGAAUUAGUCAAAACCCAAGAAGAAUUAAGGAGAGAAAAUAAAUCAGAAAUGUGCACGACUGAUUACAAGAUGUCUGCUCAUGAGCUUGAAAAUGCUAAUAAGAAAAUAGUUGCACAGGAUCAGAGAAUUCAAGAGUUAAUGGAUAUCAUUGAUCAAAAAGAAGAUUCUAUCAACAAAUUACAGAAUUUGGUGUCACAUAUGGAAGAUACAUUUAAAGGCUGUGAUGAGACAUUGUUUACUAUUAAAAACGAAAUAUCAAAGUUGAACAGUAAUGAAAGAGUUGAGGAUAUUCAGACUGAGAAGGACAAGGAGAAUAGAACCUCCUCGGGAAGAAAACGAUCAUUUGAUGACAGUCCACUCCAACAGGAAGAGCUGCCCAUAAAGAAAGGACCUGUUAAUAUUAGCACCACCCUCCCUGAAGAGCAGAAGGAAACGGGAGAUCUGCAACAAAACAUUUCAGAGAAAGAAGCAGAAAUUAGAGAUUUACAGGAGGAAAAAGAAAGAUUACAGAAAGAUGUACUUGUUAUGGAGAAGGAACUUUCAACCGAAAAGGCAAUGAAAGAGGAAUUACAUCAACAGAUUGCAAGUUUGCUGCAGGAGUUGUCCUGCUCAAAAGAGAAAACUUCUGUGUUAAAUAUAGAGGUUCAACAAAUUAGAUCUGAUUAUGAGAGCGCAGUUUCUGAAUUACAUGUACAGAAAACCAUAAACCAAGAACAAGAAGAAAAGGUUAUGGAACUGCUGAAGGAGAUAGCACCAACCAGACAAAAUAUCACAAAUAAAGUGGCACAAAUAAAAAUGAUGCAAACAAAAAUAGACAAGUUGCGUAUGCUUGAUUGUGUGCCUCAGACUCUAAACGCAGAAUCACAAAAUCUAAAGGACCUUCUGAAAGAUUAUCCUGAUGAUAAUUUGUCAAAUCCUCCAUCCACCAUGGAUGCUGAGGACUAUUCUGUAAAUGCAGAAGUUGGAGAAUCUGAUACUGAGUGCUUUAGGAGAAAGAGUUCUUUUCACUGUAGCAUUGAAGCCAUUUGGGAAGAGUGCAAGGCGAUGGUGAAUAUCUCCUCCAAUAAAAGCAACCAGAUCCAGCAACUGGAGCAACAAAUUGAAAAAUUACAUGAAGAAGUGAGAAAUGUUAAGGAGGAAAACAAUCAUCUAAAACUGGAAAUCAGUGAAAAUAAGAAUCAGGGUGAUAUACUAAAGGAAAAAGAAAACAUCAUUAAUCAGCUUUCAGAAGAAUUAGAAGGAAAAACAAUUAGACUUGCUGUUGAAGAACAUCAUGUAAUUGAGUCAGAGAAAACACUUUCAGAAUUUACACAACAAAUCACCAGCCUGAAGGAGAAAAUAAAAGAACUUGAAACUAUCUUGGAGACCAAGAAGGAUGCAGAUAAUCGGUUAGCUAGGCUGGAACAAGUAGUUCUGGAAAAAGAAUCUAUUAUUUUGAAACUGGAAAGAAAUCUGAAAGAGUUUGAAGAAAAUCUUUACAAUUCCAACAAAAAUACCAAAGAAUUAAGUGACAAGGAAGCUAAAUUAAAGGAGGAAGUCACACAGCUGAUGAAUAAUUUGCAAAAUGUUAACAAUUCACUGCAGAUAAAAGACAAAGAAAAUGAGGACAACAGCCAAAAAAUAAAAAAACUGAAGGAAGAACUCUCUGCCAACUCUGCUCUUACACAUAAGCUGAAAGAAGAUCUUCAGCGGAAAGAAGAAGACUAUGUUGAUCUGAAAGAGAAAUUUGCUGAUGCCAAAAAACAGAUUGAGCAAGUACAGAAAGAGAUAUCUAUAAUGCGUGACCAAGAGAAAUUACUGAGGAAUAAAGUUAAUGAACUUGAGAAAAUUAAAAACCAGUUUUCCCAGGAAUUGGAUGUCAAACAGCGAACUAUUCAACAGCUUAAGGAACAGCUGAGUAAUCAGAAUACUGAAGAAGUUAUACAACAAUAUCAAAACAUAUGUAAAGAUCUGGAUGUUAAAGAGAAAAUAAUCGAAGGAAUGCGAGCAACAAUGGAAGAACAGGAGCAAACUCAAGUGGAAAUGGAGGAAAUGCUUGAGGCCAGAUCAGAAGAAGUUGUACAGCUGACUUCCGAGUUGGAAGAAUGGAAGGAAAAAUGCAAGAAUCUGGAGACUAAAAUCAGUCAAGAGGCACAAAACCCAAAUCAGAGUGAUAAGGAUAACAGAGAUGUACUUAGUGAAGAGCUCAAUCAGUUACGAGAAGCAUUACAGGAAUCAGAAGAGAAACAUCAAGGUGACAGAAAAAAAUGGUUAGAAGAAAAAACAAUGCUUAUCACUCAAGCUAAAGAAGCCGAGAACCUUCGCAACAGAGAGAUGAAAAAAUACGUUGAAGACCGAGCACGUUGUUUACAACUUCAUAAUGAAGUGGAAAGACUUACUGCACAGCUAGCAAAUAAAGAUGAUGACCUACAGAAAUGGCGAGAAGAAAGAGAUAAACUGGUUUGGGCAUUAGAAGUACAGCUCAAAACACUGAUCUCCAGUAACAUGCAGAAAGAUAAAGAAAUUGAACAACUGAAAAGGACAGCGUCAGAGGAUCCUGGAAAGGAUUAUAAGCAUACAAUAAAUGAAUUGAAGACACUGUUAGCUGAGAAAGAAGACAUCAUUAAAAAGUUUAAAGGAUUGAAUUGUGAGAAUUCUAAUGCUUUGCAAGCAACAGCUUUGACCACAUCUGAUGUAGAGGUGAACAUAGGGAAACAAUUGUCUCCUAACAUACAGGAAAAGGACAAACAAAAUCCAGAUAGCAGCAAGUCUGGAAAUACUCUUCCCAAUAGCUGCAAGUCUGGAAAUGUUCUUCCCCCCAAUUCUGAGACAGUCAAGAGGGAGAUGUCAUCUGUGCCCCGCCCAAGUGAUGAGCUCUCUGUGGCUGAAAUAGAGGAUGGUUCAGUUGUAGUCCUUGACUCUUCUGAAGUAUCUACAGAAAAUGAACACAUGACUCGGUUUCCAAAAUCAGAAUUAGAGAUCCAGUUUACACCUCUGCAGCCUAACAAGAUGUCAGUGAAACAUCCUGGUAGUUCCAUACCAGUGACGGUUAAGAUAUCCAAGCCAAGGAAGAGGAAAAGUAGUGAGAUGGAAGAGAACUUAGUAAAGUAUGAAAAUAAGAAAAAUGUUACCACACCCAGAACGAAAUUGCCAGGCUCAGAUGGUUGCAGUUCUAUCAAAAAGGAACAGAAGGUUUCCACUACCCUGUCCUCUAGAAAGGCAUGUUAUUCUUUACGGAAUCAGGAGCCUACUCUCAGCAGAAAGUCAUCCACUAAGAAAAAAGAUGGAACAUUACAAAAGUUUGGGGAGUUCUUGCAACACUCACCAACAAUUCUUCACUCAAAAGCAAAGAAGCUGAUAGAAAAAAUGAGCCCCUCAAAGCCUGCUGCUGCUGAGACAGGUAAAGAAAAUGGAUCGCGACCAAAGCGAGCCAAACGGAAAUUGUAUACGAGUGAGAUUUCCAGUCCUUUAGAUAUUGCUGGCCAAGUGAUUUUUAUGGAUCAAAAAGAAAAGGAAAGCGAUCACCAGAUUCUUAAACGAAGACUCCGAACCAGAACAGCCAAAUGAGUCAGAUUUGAAAAAUAUUUUAACGGACUUCUCAUUCUUAAUCAGUGUAAUUUAUGCCCUAGCUUUCUUUUUUUUUUAAAAGAUGGUUUGUACAUAUUAUGAUGCCUAAAUUCUCUCUGUAUACAUUCAUGUUUUUAUACACAUGCUUUAUACUUGUAAUUCAUUAAAGAAGAAUUUAUCAAGAACUA